Messenger RNA from Paramecium pentaurelia, 4883 nucleotides. The record is from the annotation of a GenBank genome assembly. Lineage: Eukaryota; Ciliophora; Oligohymenophorea; Peniculida; Parameciidae.
AUGAAGUUUUAACUAUAUAGUCUUAUCUUAAUAUAUUUUGUAUAUUGUGGUAAUUUAAUAUAAGAUUAUUAUAGAUUGGGAAAUAUAUAAGCAUGAACUAUUUGAUAUUGCAACUAGUGUAGAUUGGAUUGGACUGAAUUCUGAUUCAUCAAUCAGUUCAUUAACAUAAAUCAAUCCAUCUCUAUGUACACCAACAUCUUCUACUUAUUUGGCAGGAGGAAAGAAUAAAAUUUGGAGAAAAAUCAACAUGCCAACUAAUAGAAAUUUCUCUGCUAUCAGAAUUGAGUUAGAUUUUUAUUAUAUUGAUCAAAUGAAGGAUGUCUUAACUAAAGUUUACUUAAAUUAAGUCAUUAUUAGUGAGAAUAUUAAAUUCUAAGAAGUUCUAUCAACGCCAACACCAUUAAUUUAUUGUAAUAAACCUGGAAAUUAGAAUUCUGCUGAUAGCUCUUUAAUUAAAUUGACAUAUGUUAAAGAAUUUAGAGAGGAUUAAAUUGAAAUAGUAAUUGAAUCAAUAGGAUAAUAACCUGUUAUAAUAUAUGCAUUAUCAGGAUUUUAUUUAUAUGUUUAAUUUUGUGAUAAUUAUUGUGAAAUAUGCAAUGAUACAGGAUAUUGUGAGAGAUGUAAAGAUGACUUUAAAUUAAUUAGAGGGUAAUGUCUAUGCUCUUUUAUUCGUGAUUAUAGAAAUUCUUUAUUUUAAUUAGAAAAUUCUGGUUUAUUAUAAUGUUUAAAUUCUUGUCCUAAUGGAUAUGUUCCUGAUGAAAAUGGAAUUUGUCAACUUGGAACUUAGCAUUUAUUAUUUAAUGAUUUAAUUGGAGAUUUUGACUCUUAUUUAUUCUACAUAAUCAAAGACAAAUAUUUUUCAGAUAUAUAUGAUAAUUCUUAAAGAAUAAUAUAAAUUGGAAAUUAAAAAGUAGCAGGUCCCUUUUUUUAUAAUGAAUAAAUUGUUUUUCCUUAAUUAUCUAUAGUUUCUUUCUCAAAGAUAAUGAUAAAAUUAAGAAUAUAUUUCUUAAGAUAUUAAUAUUCUAAAUCAAUUGGAGGAUAAAUCUAAUUAAAAUUUAAUAAUUAUACUGUUUUAUACAUUUAUGAUUAUGAUUCACCUGGACUAUAUUAUUAAUAAGGAAUAGCUCAUAUAAAUAAUUUACAGUCAUGUGAAUUUAAGAAUUCUGAUUGUUUUUAAAGUGAUAUUUAUUUUGAGAUGCUUUUAAAUUAUGAAGUCACUGAAAUAACAUUUGCAGGUUAAUUUACAAUCAUAGAACCUCUUAGAGGAUGGUGUUUAUCAAAUUUAGAGAUUUUAGAAUAGCAAAUAACAAUGAGUCAAAAUUUAUGUUAUAAUGAUUGCUUAACCUGUCCAUUUAUGUAACCAAAAUUCUGUAAUUCAUGUAAAUUAGGAUAUUUCUUUUUUGCAAAUAAAUGUUUAUCAAAAUGUCCUUUAUAAACAAUAUUAAUAGGAAGUGAAUGUGUAGAAAAUGGUAUGAGUGGUUCAUAUAAGUAUAUUCUAAACAUUCUAUAUGAUGAUAAUAAUUAUGAUGAUGAAAUUUAAAAUUUAAGUUAUAAUGAAAGAGUAGACCCAAAAAUAAGUAAGUUCAUAUAUAAUUUAAAUACUUAUUCAAUAUUAGGAGGAAUAUCAAUUUGGAGUUAUGGAUCAGUAUAUCAUAUAAUUAAAAGUGAAAGACCUUUUUACAAAGCCUACAUUAAGCUUAAUGUAAUUUGUAUUGAUUUAAAAUAUGAUAAUAUAUUUGAAAUAUUUGUAAAUGCUACUGGGAUUACCUAUUAAAUAACAACAGCAUCACCUAAUUUAAAUCAAUUCUAAUUUUUAUCAAUUGGAAAUAUAAUGGGUUCAUCAUUAUUUAAUGAAUAUUUAGCUGAAGUAUAUAUUGAACUUCCUACAUUCUAAUCACUUGAUAACUUGUUAUUAACAUUUUCCAUUUAAAAAUUACAAGAUUGGCAUUAAUAUUAUGGAAUCUUUAAUUAUAGAGUUAUGGUAAUUCAAUGUCCAGAAUUUUGCAAUAAAUGUAAUUCUGCAGGCUAAUGCCAAAAUUGGAUGAUUGAUAUUUCACUAUAAUCUGGAAGUUGUGUACAAGGUUACUAUUAUGAUCAUAAUCUUCAUACUUGUUCAUAAUGUAAUAGUGGAUGUUAAUAAUGUACUAAUUCUUAUUAUUGUGAUUCUUGUUCUCCUUCAUAUAUUCUAAUUCAUGGUUAAUGUUAUUGUUAAGAUACUUAUGAAUUAAGUAAUAAAUGUACUUAUACAUAUCCUUGUCAUAAGGGAUGUUUAGUUUGUGGAUUUGAAAUAGAAUAAAAUUUAAAAAAUAGGAUUUAAAAAUGUUUAAUUUGUGAUGAUUCUAAUCAUUAUUGGUUAAAUAUUAAUGAAUGUACUUGUUUAGAAGGAUAUUAUAUGGAAAAUUAGAUUUGUUAGCCAUGUUCUGAAUAAUGUAAAACAUGUAUAAAAUCUCCAAGAAUUUGUACUAAAUGUGAUUCUUCAUUAAAUAGAGUAUUGAAUCAUUAUAAAUGUGAAUGUUUUUUUGGUUAUUAUUAAUAAGAACCAUAUAUAGAAUGUUUUAAAUGUAAUACUACUUGUUAAACUUGUUAAUUCUAACCAUCUUUUUGUACUAGUUGUUUUAUUGAUUAAUUUAGAUAUCUUUUUAGUAAUUAAUGUUUAUGUAAAGAUGGAUAUUUUGAUUAAGGAAUUGAAAUUUGUAAUGAAUGUGAUCAAAAAUGCAAAACUUGUUCUGAUAUUAAUACAUGUUUAUCUUGUUAUGAAGAUUAAUAUAGAAAAUUAAAUUUAAUGAAUACUCAAUGUAUUUGUUAAUAAGGAUAUUUUGAAAUAGAAAAUAAAUUAGAAUGUGAUUCUUGUCAUAUUUCUUGCGAAUUUUGUUUAAAUUCAUCUUUAAUAAAUAUGUGUACUCGAUGUCCAAUCACUAGAGAACCUUCAUAACAUAAUACUGUUUUUUAAUGUGUUUGUAAAAGAGGAUAUUAUGAAUCUAAUAUGAAGGAAUGUUUUUCCUGUAAGGAUUAUAUCGAUCCUUCCAUUUCUCAUUAUUGUUAUAGUAAUUGUGGUGAUAAGAUUGUUUAAUGGAAUGAAGAUUGUGAUGAUGGUAAUCAUUCAAAAGAUGAAUGUAUCUCAUGUAUAUUUUCACAUUCAUAUUGUUUUAAUUCAUUAUGCACAUUAUGCGAAAUGGGAUAAUGUAAAAAUUGUAUAGAUGGUUAUUACUUAAAUUUAAAUAAUCAUUGUGAUAAAUGUGAUUCAUAUUGCAAGACUUGUUAAAUCAAAGCAAAUAAUUGUCAAUCUUGUAUUUUGUAUAAUGAGAAUUUAUCUUGUAUUAUUUGUGAAAGUAGAUUAGGAUAUUAAAUUAAAGAUGGAAUAUGUUAAAACAUUUGUGGUGAUGGAUUAUAAGUUGAUAAUGAAUAAUGUGAUGACGGAAAUGAAAAUUCUGGGGAUGGAUGUUUUAAUUGUUUAAUUGAAGAUGGCUGGACAUGUUAAGAUAUAUGUGAACUCUUAAAUUAUCCAUAUCUUAUAUUUGAAGAAGAUAUAUAUGAUAAUUUGUAUUAAAAAUAGAGAAAUUUUAUAAUAAAAUCAAAUAUACCAUUAAAAACAUCUGUUUCUUUUACAUAAAUUUGUUAGUUUAAAAUGAAAGAUUCUAAAAUAUUUGAAAUUAAUAAAAAUCAAGAUCUUACUAAUUAUUUUGAUGAUUACAAUAUGCUUUUAAUUAAUGUAGAGAUUAUAUUAAAUGAUCGAGAUGAAAAUCCAAUUUUAAUAUGUUUAAUAGAAAAUCCUUAAAAUUAUCAAUCUAAAUAAGGUUUAACAUUUAAAUAGUUAAUUUUUUAAUUUGAAAUAUUAAAAUAUCUCAAACCCUCUUAAGAAGUUAUAAAUGUUACUCAAGGCAUAAUAGAUCUUAAUAAAUAUGUGUUGUACAUUUUAUUGGGUUUGGCUGCAUUUUCAUUAAUAAUAGGUGGAUUACACAUCUUUUGGAAUUUAUUGGAUAUCUUAUAAUUAAUAUCUUAUUUAUAAUUUUUUAAUAUCAUUUAUCCUUAUAAUGUAGAUACUUAUUUUAGAUUAUUUGAUUUUGCACAAUUUGAUUUCCUUAAAAUAUUUCUCAACAUUGAAGAUUUAGUAAAUAAUUAUGUUAGUUCACCUGAUCCUCAUUUUAAAUUUGUAUUGAAGGGUUACUCAUCCACAUUCUACAUCAAUGCUUUUGCUGUUUUUAUAGCAUUUGUAACUACAUUAUCAAUUUAUAUUAUAUGCAUAAUAGGAUUUAGGAUAUUAACUAAAAUAAUGGCUCAUUAUUCAGAAGAGAAUUUAUAUAUAGAUGAUGAAGAUCCAGAAUUAUUCAAAUAUAUCAUUCUUAGAAUUAUAAGGAAAGUCUAAAGAGUUUUCCUUAAAAUUAUUCAUUAUUUUGGUUCAGGAUUAUUAAGAACAUUUAUGUCAGUUGCAUAUGAAUACAAUCUUGCUAUUUUUCUAUAAUUAUCAGUACGGAAUAUAUAGAAUCCCUUUUUGACUUCAAGUUUUAUAGUAAGUAUUAUAUUUUUAUUGAUUUAAUUGUAUUUUAUUAUAAAGGGAUUCUUUCUUAUGAGUAAUCAACUGUUUUAUUUUAAGUAAUAAUAUGUAAAAUAAAAAUAUGGAGCUUUAUUUGAAGGCAUUUAAAUAAGAAAAUAACAGCCUUAUUCUAAUUAUUAUAAUCUAAUUCUUCUUUGUAAGAAAGUAUUAUUCAUUUUUUUGAUAGUGUUUUGUUAUAGUGAAACAUAUAUUACUAUUUUAUCAUGUUCAAUACUAAAUGUUAUAUUUAUCUUAUAUGUUAAAUCAAGUUAUCCAUUAAAGGAUAUAUAUGAACAUUAUAAAGUAUUAGGGUCAGAAUUACUUAUUUGGCUAAUUAAGUUAUUAAUCUUGA